This is a messenger RNA of Postia placenta MAD-698-R-SB12, 1864 nucleotides long. RefSeq lists its product as hypothetical. Gene Ontology annotation, biological process: positive regulation of ubiquitin protein ligase activity; anaphase-promoting complex-dependent catabolic process; positive regulation of anaphase-promoting complex-dependent catabolic process. Gene Ontology annotation, cellular component: anaphase-promoting complex. The transcript is spliced from 3 exons. The record is from RefSeq and is a predicted model, not a curated record. The coding region runs from base 208 to 1647 and encodes 479 amino acids. Lineage: Eukaryota; Fungi; Basidiomycota; Agaricomycetes; Polyporales; Adustoporiaceae. Gene Ontology annotation, molecular function: protein binding; anaphase-promoting complex binding; ubiquitin ligase activator activity.
GCGCGUUCUUGUACUUAACUCCUUGCGCAGACUUGCGCUAGCUACGGGUCCGUUACUUCUGGCGCAGUCACCAGGCGCACGUCUUGCAGAAAUCAGAAGCGCAAUCCAACUUCCCCCGUGCGCGACGCGCGCCGCAUUACAGAGAUAUCAAUACACUCCUUCUACCCGAUUAUCCGUCUCCUGGCCGCUGCAUAAUUAGUUUUAGACAUGCCGUCCAGUGCAGAGGGCGUAGAGGAUAUUGACUACGUUCAAGGAUGCGUCACUCCUAGACGUAAACGUACCUGGGAGCCUGCAUCCAUCACAAAUGCGUUGACUAACAAGCGAAGGCGCAUUUCCAUGGCCUCGUUCGACCUAACAAAGGAGAUCGAUACCGUGGAGAACUUUCCCAGUAGUAGCAAGGCAACUGUGGCGGAUCGUUUCAUCGCCGCACCACGGGAAUCUCCAAUGCCACUCAAUAUCACACCCAGGACCAACCGAAUUGCACGACAAUUUGGACUGGCCAAGGAUCGGGUACUCAGCUUUGCGGACAGCAAUACAGCUACCCCUGGUAGUCACGACCUCACUGCGCACCGUACGAACUUUCAACGCUUAUUCUCCGUAACGCCCAAGGUCUCGCCUGCAUCCGCCGCCGCGCAUCUCGGCGCGCGCAAGCACUUCGUACUCGCACUAGACGGACCGGGCGUACCUGCAGAUCCGUUCGCGUUUCCACUCACAUGGUCAGCGCAGAAUGCGAUUGCGGUGGCAUGCGGGCGCGAUCUCUAUUACCAGGAUCUCGGGACACGGAACAUCACGCACUUAGGCACACUCCCGCGGCACGGGCAUGAGCACCUCGUAAGUAUUGAAUGGUCGCGCACUCAUCCGCAGAUGCUUGCUGCGGGCACAAGCACGGGCGUGUUGCAACUUUGGGAUACAAACGCAAGUGGCACGACGCGAGACUGGCACUGCAAAGAUUUUGGUGGUACUGGCGGGAUGGACUGGUGGGGCGACUUGCUUGCAGUUGGCGAGGAGGAAGGGACCGUCGAGUUGUUUGACGCACGCGAGCCACAAGCCGUCAGUACGCUAUCGGUGCAUAAACACAAGGUGCUGGGUGUGAAAUGGAGUACAGAUGGUGACUAUCUAGCGACAGGAGACGAGCGUGGGGUCGUACAAGCACUAGCAUGGUGCCCGUGGAAGACCAAUCUCCUCGCCACGGGAUCUACGUAUCCUGAUGGCAAGGUCCGUAUUUGGAAUGUGAAUUCGACAUCUACGACCAUGCCUAUGCACACCCUCUCGCUGAACACGUCUGUCACGUCGCUCAUCUGGUCGCCGAACUGCAAGGAGCUACUCAGCACACAUGGCACGUCAUGGCAGCCGCGUUCCGCAUCGAUGCCAGGUCUGUCAGAGCUGAACGUGCUCCCGUCGGGCGCGGUGCCUGUGAAGUCGCACUUCACCAACUCCAUCACCGUUCACUCGUAUCCCUCGCUCAAGCGUGUGGUGAGCGUGCCCGCGCACUCAGCUGCGGUUGGACAUAGCUGCCUGAGCCCGGACGGAACGCUUGUAUUCACGAUCUGCCCCGCAGAGGAGGCUAUGAAGAUGUGGAAGGUGUGGGGUAUCCCGGAGAACAGAGGGAGAAGGGAGAGUGUAUUCGAUAAGUGCGGGAUCCGGUAGGUUAGUAUGGUGGCUCGCCCCCGGCGACUUACAGCAGUCGCUUGUUUCGUCGUUUGUUCUCUCUUUAACUGGGACAUUGGGUACUUUUCGUCGCUGUGUCUCCCAGGGUGUAUGACAUAUCGCACCCGUCGCUGUCGUUACCACUAUCACUGCUGUAGCCUUAUUUACCAUUUUUGAAUCUCAUUAUGAAUACCCUGGCCCACACAAGGCCUACGCU